Molecule: messenger RNA, 2929 nt
Organism: Astyanax mexicanus (Mexican tetra)
Lineage: Eukaryota; Metazoa; Chordata; Actinopteri; Characiformes; Acestrorhamphidae
Gene: cant1b
Product: calcium activated nucleotidase 1b
Exons: 4
Coding region: 169-1452 (427 amino acids)
Biological process (GO): proteoglycan biosynthetic process
Molecular function (GO): GDP phosphatase activity; UDP phosphatase activity; calcium ion binding
Source: RefSeq, a predicted model, not a curated record
CAGAUCUUUGUACAGGUAAAGUUCAGCACUAAAGACACAAUUUGGCUUAGUCACUGUUGCAGGGCUAAAGUAGAUGAGGACAGAAAUAAAGAAAGGAUUAAAUGUGAGAGGGGGAAAAGCAGAAAGAAACAGUUUGUUCCUACAAGCAAGCGAGCGACAGCAUCGUGAAUGGACAGGAGAAAGAAAGAAAAGGAGGAGAGAAGGGCGAAGGAAAGAAGGAAGGCCUCACCUCCUGAUGACUCGAUGACCUCCAUGCGAACCUCCACCCGUGGCCUGCCCUCCAUGGCCUCCAUCAGCGGCAGUGCCUCCGACACCCGCUUUCAUUUUAAGUGGAGGGCCAUCACAAUGGUGACCAUGCUAGCCCUGGGCCUCCUGCUCUACCUGCACCAAACAGUAGGGGGUGCCACAGAAGACACACAACAAUUUAACCAGCAGAACAGCAUCGGUGGCAAUGUGCGGUCACGGCGUCUGAACCGGCAUGCUGAUGAGUGGUCCAAGCUGCGCUACAAUGCUACAUAUCCUCUGACUCCUCCAGAGCGCACAGAAAACGGAAUCCGCUACCGUAUUGCGGUAAUCGCAGACUUGGACACAGACUCACACAAAAAAAAUAAAAACACCUGGUUCAGUUACAUGCGCAGAGGACACCUGCUGGUGUCGGACAGCGGGAACGAUGUGGCGGUGGAGUGGGACACAGACACAGUGGUGCUGGAGAGCCACCUGUCUGAGAAAGGACGAGGUAUGGAGCUCUCUGACCUUGUGGCCUUUAAUGGGCGGCUGUACAGCGUGGAUGACCGCACAGGUGUGGUGUAUCACAUCAACGGAGACAAGGCUGUGCCGUGGGUUAUCCUGACUGAUGGAGAUGGCUCUGUUCCCAAAGGCUUUAAGGCAGAAUGGAUGGCAGUGAAGGACGAGCACCUGUACAUUGGUGGGUUGGGUAAGGAGUGGACGACCACCACGGGCGAGUUUGUCAACCAUGACCCUGAGUGGAUAAAAGUCAUCGGGUUCAGAGGAGACGUGCGACAUGAAAACUGGGUGCCUCAUUACGGUGCCCUGAAGAACGCAGUAGGCAUCAACCCACCAGGUUAUAUGAUCCACGAGUCUGCAGUCUGGAGUGAGCACCUGCAGCGCUGGUUCUUCCUUCCCCGCCGGGCCAGCUCAGAGCGUUACGACGAGACGGCAGAUGAACGUCGUGCCACCAACCUGGUGCUCAGCUGCCCGACGGAUUUCAGCGAGAUCUCAGUGUCCCGCGUCGGGCCGCUGCUGCCCACCCACGGCUUCUCCUCCUUUAGGUUUGUCCCCAACACUGAUGAUGAGAUUGUUCUGGCCCUGAAGUCUGAAGAGGAUGCAGGGACCAUCGCCACCUACAUCACUGCCUUUACAAUGGACGGCCGCAUUCUGCUGCCCGAGACCAAGAUCGGGGAUGUGAAAUACGAGGGAGUGGAGUUUAUCUAGACACGGUGGGCUCAAAGUCUGGUCCCUGCUAAGCUCAGCAGGAGAGUGGACUGGCCACAGCACAGGGUCACUUGGUGCUAGACUCACUAAACUCACUUGACGUUGCCGAUAGAUAUGUUGUCAGAGAUUAAGGGGGUUAUUUUAAAAACAGAAUUUUUCAUUUUUAGAUGGAUAACCUGAGCCAAAGCAGAGCUGGUUAAUAAAAUGUUUAAUGUUUAAUGAAAUCAUAACCAGAAGAAAAAUCCCAAAUCUGGAUAAAAUUUAAAUAAGUUAAUGAUAGUAAUAUGCCGAAAUUCAGUCCAGAUAUUUGAUGCUAUUCAGUUUUGCAGUUACAGGUUUUUUUACAGGUUCCUUAUCUUUGUUUCUAAUCUGAAUGUCAUGUCAUAUCUUUUAAAUGUCAUAUCUUUUAUAUUUUGUUUUACAAGAACAUAUCAAAUUAACUAUUUACUAUAAUGCAAAACUAAACAAAAAAUUUAAGCAGCAUUAUGUAAUAAUUGCUAUUUUUUGCCCAUGUGCUCCCCCUACAGUUGGGGAGUGUAAUACACUUUUACAUGAUUGUGGUAAAUACCAACUGUGCUUUGAGCUCCUUCUUCUGGAUAGUUAUAAAAAUGUAUUUGACCAGGACCUGAAGUGAAAGAAGCCUAUUGAAAAAUCCUGUUUAAUGAAAUUCCUCUUAGCAUCUCUUUUUGAGAUGUUUGUGUGAAGCCAUCAGCAGCCGUGUCAGAGACGACAUCACACCCCCCCCCGUGUGUGCCCACAGUUUGUCUAGGAGUCGCACCAGAGUGAUCACCUGACACCUGGGAGAGACAAGGUCGUAUGAAAGAGAACCAGCAGGAAGUCCAUCAAAAAAGUCAGGUUACACGCACACAUACUCUCUGUGCUGUGAAGUCCAGCUAUGAGCCGAUGUCCUCCUGCAUGGGGCAUAAUCAAGGUGGAAAACUGUGCUGCUAAAGACUCAGGGGUUUUCAAGGAAAACGCACAACAUGGUUUAACCCUAACCGAACAGAGUAACCUAAAGAAAUAAGUAACAAGAGAUUUAAAUGUGUUUAUUUAAUUCAGAUAUUUUAAUAUUUUAAAUUCCUCAACUCUACAGGGAGUGAUUUAUUCCUGUUUUAAUUCUCCGUUUUAGAGAAUUGUGUGACUGAAAUGCACAUCUGUUCUGAAUGUGACUCGUUUUGAGUUGUGACCAUCAGGGAUCAGAAUUAGGGAUGCACCAAAUAUUCUGCAAUCAAAAUGAGGUGCACUUUCAGUGUUUGUGAAAAGACCAAGUAAUUUAUAUCGAACAAUUACUUUUAUUUUUUUCAGUCAUUUUGUGCAUUGUUGGUAUGUCGUUUAUUAUGCAAUGGUGGAAAAAAGUGGCAAAAUGAAUGAACAUCUGAACAAAAAUAAUUUUGGUGCAUCCCUGAUUAAAAUAUUUAAUACUCUUGGUCUUGGCCAAUAAACAAUUAAAAUGAAGGUGCUUGUUGGUCAGAAAAAA